AUGCCUAUUUUAUCAGGACAACGAUCAAUACCCACUCCACUGUCAUGGAAUUUAACAAUCGAUUCAACUGUGGUUGUUGUUACAGGUUCAAUGUCGAUUGGUGCACUUAUGGUGCAACUUGUCAAUCAACUUGAUGUAUCUGAAGAUUUUUCUGAUAAUGCACUUUGGUGGCCAAAAGCGAAUAUUUGGUUAACAAAUACGAAAUGGACACUCGAUCAAUAUGGUAUUCAGUCUGAUAGUUAUUUAAUAUUUACAACUAUGCAUAAAAUACUUCGUUUACAAUUACCUGAUCUACGUGUUUUAUCAGUUCGUGCUGAUUUUUCUGUAUCUGUUUAUGCAUCUGUUUGUAAAAUUUGUAAAGAUCUUGGUAAGAUUAUUAAUGAAAUAAUUGAUAAAAAAUUUAUUAGUGAUUUUAUUUUAUUAGGAAUUCGUCAUGCUGAAGAACUUUCACUUUUACGUUUACCAAGAAUUUUAAAUACAAAUGAUCGUCGUGCAUCACCACGUCGUCGACGUCAACACAUAAAUACACUUAAUCGACAUAAUUCAAUGGGAGAUUCAUUAGCUAUUAAUACAUCAACUAUUUCAACAGUAUUUUCUCCAACAACAUUAAAACCACGAUCAACAGUUGCAAUUGAUAAAAUGACAGAUUCAUCAUUCCAAAAUCGAUGUUCAACCUCAAAUCUCUCAAAAUCACUUAAUAUUUUAACAAUAAAUGAUGAUGGAAAUCUUGCUCAUACACCGUUAACACCAAGAAAAAAUCUUUUACCACAAAUAAUUCGAUCAAUAAAUUUAAUUGAAAAAUGUAAAUUAAAUAAUCUUUGGUUUGAUUCAUCAAAAUCAUUAAUGGAACAAAAUCUAAAUGAAAAUGAUUUAGUUUUAUUACGUUUUAAAUAUUAUUCAUUUUAUGAUUUAAAUCCUAAACUUGAUGCUAUACGAAUAAAUCAAUUAUAUGAACAAGCUAAAUGGUCAAUAUUAAGUGAAGACAUAGAUUGUACAGAAGAAGAAAUGAUGACAUUUGCUGCUUUACAACUUCAAGUUCAAAUUCAAUCUUCAUCAUCAACAAUAAUUAACAGUCAAGAUGAUGAUAUAAAUCAUCAAUAUGAUAAUACUACAAUUGAUCAAGCACUUGAAAAUUUACAAAAUUCUUUAUUAGGAAACACUAAAAUUCAAUCAACAAAUUCAAUUCAACAAAUAAAUAUUCAUCAACAAUCAAAGGAAGAUUUACGUAGUUAUUUACGUAUUUUUCGACCAAGACGAUUUACAUUUAAAUCAUUUAAACGUUAUUGGUUUGUUUUACGAGAUGCUCAAUUAGCUUAUUAUACAAAUGAAUCUCAACAAUAUAAUACACCAAUUGAAAAAAUUUCACUUAAAGGUUGUGAAAUUCUUCCUGAUAUGAAUAUAUCAGCAAAAAAAUAUUCAAUUCGUUUAAUGAUACCAUCAAUUGAUGGCAUGAAUGAAACAUUAAUCAGAUGUUCAUCAGAAGAACAAUAUGCAACAUGGAUAGCUGCCUUACGUCUUGCAUCAAAAGGUCGAUCAAUAGAUGAAACAUCUUAUGAAACAGAACGUGAAUCAAUAUUAACAUUAUUUAAUAUGAAAAAUUCAUCAUCGAAUUCUCAACAUACAAAAUUUAAUAUCCAGCCAGAAAAUUAUGUUUCAAAAAAAGUUUCAAAAAAAUAUAAAAUGAAACAGGUUAGCGAAUUUUACUAUUUCUGUAUUGUUCUUUUUUAA
Molecule: messenger RNA, 1728 nt
Organism: Rotaria sp. Silwood2
Lineage: Eukaryota; Metazoa; Rotifera; Eurotatoria; Philodinida; Philodinidae
Source: the annotation of a GenBank genome assembly